UGUGGCGGGAACACGGCUCGGCAGACUUCUCGCCUCUGUUCCAUCCAGCACAAUACUCUAAGAAGGCGCUGGGGCCAAACAUGACGGAGCGCCCCAUGGCGCCUCCCCGAUCCAGAGCCCCGUACAUCAACAGCCGCUAACUACAGAUAUCACGGUGGCUCAUAUUCUGGGCGUGCUGGGGACCAUGACGAGCGAUCAGGGAACGGAGGACCAGGCAGCAGGGGGGGCCGAGCAGCAGCAAGGGGACGGCUACCAGCAGCAAGGAAAAAUCGUCACGGUGACCUUGACACCAGACAGGCCUCGGGAGACGUGGGGCAAGAAGGUGGAAUUCCUUCUGGCCGUCAUCGGCUUCGCAGUGGAUCUAGGCAACGUGUGGCGCUUCCCCUACAUUUGCUACCAGAAUGGCGGUGGAGCCUUCCUGAUCCCUUACUGCAUCAUGUUAGUGUUCGGCGGGUUGCCGCUCUUCUACAUGGAAUUGGCACUGGGGCAGUUCCAUCGGUGCGGCUGUCUGACCAUCUGGAAACGCAUAUGUCCAGCGCUGAAAGGUAUUGGCUAUGCCAUCUGUCUGAUUGACAUCUACAUGGGCAUGUGCUAUAACACGAUCAUCGGCUGGGCUGUUUACUAUCUCUUCGCGUCCUUCGACUCUAAGCUGCCGUGGAUGACCUGCGACAACCCGUGGAACACCCUGGACUGCACUCCCGUCCUCAGCACCCGCAACAACAGGUCCACAAGUCCAGCCAAGGAAUUCUUUGAACGCAGUGUCCUUGAGCAAUACAAGGCGGAUGGUUUAGACAGGGUGGGUCCUGUCAAGUGGUCCCUGGCCCUGUGUGUUCUGGCUGUUUUCCUGUUGGUCUACUUUGCACUGUGGAAGGGAGUUCGCAGUGCAGGAAAGGCAGUCUGGGUGACAGCCCUGGCUCCCUACGUCGUGCUGUUCAUACUCCUCGUGCGGGGCGUCACGCUACCAGGCGCAGCGGAAGGCAUCCAGUAUUACCUCACGCCACAGUGGCAUAAACUGAAGAACUCCAGGGUUUGGAUUGAUGCAGCAUCCCAAAUUUUCUUCUCUCUGGGUCCAGGGUUUGGAACUCUUCUGGCACUGUCAAGUUACAAUAAGUUUAACAAUAACUGCUACCGGGAUGCGAUUGUUACCAGCAGUAUCAACUGUCUUACCAGCUUUCUGGCAGGGUUCGUCAUAUUCUCCGUUCUCGGCUACAUGGCGCAUAUGCAGCAUAAGACUGUACAGGAAGUCGGCUUGGAAGGUCCAGGGCUGGUGUUCAUCGUGUAUCCGGAAGCGAUAGCCACAAUGGCCGGUUCUGUCUUCUGGUCAAUCAUCUUCUUCCUCAUGCUAAUAACACUUGGUCUAGACAGUACGUUUGGCGGUCUGGAAGCCAUGAUCACGGCCCUCUGUGAUGAGUAUCCAAGAUUACUGGGAAGGCACAGAGAGAUCUUCGUAGCAGUGUUACUUACUGGCAUAUAUAUAUGUGCGCUGCCAACAACAACUUACGGCGGGGUGUACCUGGUGAACUUGCUGAACGUCUAUGGCCCAGGCAUCUCCAUCCUGUUCGUGGUCUUCGUGGAGGCAGCCGGCGUCUGUUGGUUCUACGGCGUGGACCGCUUCUCGCAUGACGUGGAGAAGAUGAUUGGUCACAGACCAGGCAUUUUCUGGCGUGUAUGCUGGAACUACAUCAGUCCAGUCUUCCUCUUGGUCAUCUUCAUUUUUUCGCUGCUCGGCUACGAGGAGAUGCUGCAAGGAGAGUACACGUAUCCUGCAUGGACCAUCAUGGUAGGAUGGGCCCUUACGGCGUCCUCCCUACUCUGCAUCCCCCUCUACAUAGUGUACAAGCUGAUUAUCACGCCGGGGAAUAUUAUACAGCGUGUGACGAAAAUAAUCAAACCGGAGGAUCUGUCAGAGGAAAGCCGGCUGAACGUGAACUCCACAUACGGCACGGGGACCCAUGUUUGACUUGCUCCUAGCAGCGGGGAGCCAGAGAUAAAGCUGGACGUUCUCAGCAGGUGGGGAGGCACUGAGUGGCUCGUAUGAUAUCGUGAAUUGGAUACAGAGCCCAUAUGGGACAAAACACCAAGUAUCAUGACGCAAAGGUAACAAUCAGUAUGUACAGUGAGCUUGCCUGAGUGUGUUUAUAUCUUAACGCGGUUACAGCACAAGGAACACUUCACCAAUCGCUGCUCCCAAUAUCUCAGAUUUUCCAUUUUGGUUCAGUUUUUUCCAGCAGUUAUAUUAGGUUUUAAAUGUUCCAUGUUUUUAUUUGUGCACUACGUUAAAAUUCGGUUGAUUCCACUGGUUGGGCUUCCGAAAUUAAAGAGAUUUUCAAAACUGUGAAGCUUCAUAUUAUAAUUACACUGUAACACCUAUAUUUUCGUGGGUGACUAGAAAAGUCCAGGGGUACAUACCGCGUCCGUCUUUGGGGUACAAGAUGAGAUGUAGACAUGGCACCUUCCUUCGAAAAGUUUGAUAAUCGCUUACCAGAUUAAAAACCUUAAAUAACAAUAUAGAUAUUAUGUUUCAGGACAUUAUGUUUUUAAUUAAUGAUGUAAUAUGAACAUGGCGGUGUUUUAAACAAAAACAGGGCGGCGAAUAAUGUCCAGAAAUAUAAUAUUUGUAUUAAUGUAUCAUCAUCACAAACUUUUAGAUCUUACUUAACUAACAAACAUACUUCAUGAAGCAGGAUUUUUUUUUUUUGAGAAGGCAGAUGCUCACCUAGUCAAGAAAUUCCCAUGAUUUUAUGCAACAUGAAGUUUCGUGGCCGUAUUCCGCCAUCAGCCCCUAUCUUGAGCCAACACCCUACAAUCCUCUUUCUUUAGGGUGCAUUUUAACAAUUUCAGCACAAUUUCAUAUUUGAAGAAAGUAGUCUUCUGGGAUGUGGCGCCGUGUAGGUAUUGUGUUAACAGUCACCGCAGUGAAAACCUUAAAUCUUAUACAAUUUCAUAUUUGGUCCGCAGACGUUUGUUACCUAAACGUCAGUAGCAGGAUCCAAGCCCCAAUUCGAGUAGUGGAUUUUCUAAAGUGGCCAGGCUCACUGACUAACUGAAUAUUACACUAAAACGUGCUUUUUGUAUAUACACAGCAAUACAUUAGAAGUUGACUAAGUUGCUAGAUAAUAUUCAAGCCAAAUGAGGGUCGAAAGGCCUAAGAAAAAGUUCUGUGAAUAAAUAAAGUUGUUUUAAAGCCAAAAUAUAUCUGUAUCUCGUCUAUUCUAUGUUGCACCACAACACUUUGCUUUUGCUAAAGAUUAACUUGCUAUUGAAGAUGUCACGCAAGAAGUUUCACCCAGAGACUAAGGCGUACUUUGAACUUUAGGUUCUCAGAGCGGUGAUUAUGGAUAGAUGUGAUAACGUGUUGUCUGAUAGUUCACCGAUGUUUCUGAGGAACGUUCUACCUCCAUCUUCAGGAUCGAAGUGUAAGCCUAAUGGACAACCAGCAAAGUAGGGGCAGCAAAUAGCUUUCUGGUUUCUUGAAUUACUCUUCGACCCUGAAGUUGGAACACGUUGCUCUAAAAUGUCAGAAAAAUAUCCACCAGACUACACGGCGUCUGAUGCCAGGAUUACGUCGUCCGAAAGUCGUUCAGAAAAGCUAUGUUACUGGAAAAUUCGUAUAAAUAAUUUCGUGAAACUGAGCUAUGUAUUCUACAGAACACAACGUUUCGGGAACUGGAUCUGCUUCCUUCUUCAGGUGACAGACAGGUUGGAAGACAUCUACUCUGUUGGACCGGCUGAUUUCAAUCACUGUACAACCUAAGCCAGUAAGACUACAUCUGUAGUCACAUCUCUAAAUGUAGCUAUACUGACGUAGGUUGUACAGUGAUUGAAGUUAGUUUAUUUCUAGCGGACAUAGCUCUUUCUAACGGACCCAGCUAAGUACAUGUAAGGACGGAAACAGGUCCAUUUUCUGGAAACGUGUGUUGUUCAGAAUACCGGACGAUGGACAAAGCCAAAAGACUCAGCAAUCCCGAAUGUUAUAUACCAUCAUCUGAACCGUUUGGAAUUAAUUAAUGACAAUUUUGCAAAUAUAAGUUUCUUCAAUAUAGUAGUUAACGAAACACAAAUUUUCUGUCACCGAUACUUCUCAGAAUUCAGCAACAAUAUUGUCGCACAUUUCAAUUCAGCUUCGAUUAUUGCUGUGUUUCCAAAACAAUGAAAUUUGUACUACAUAUAUUGUGUACUAAAACACAGAGUUGUACCUUAGAAACAAUGUCCAGUCUUACUGUAAACAAAGUUGAUCUAGUUAUUGUAGCCAAAGUGAAAACAAUAUAUGUGUUGUCUUGUCUUUCAGUAACAUGAGUCUUACAUUACAAUUGAGGGCUAUUCAAAUAAAACCCAUACGGAGAUUGUUCUGGGCGAAGGAGUAGAGAUAAUUAAAAAUAGCCCCAAUGUUCGUUAAGACAGGCAUUUAUGCACCAUCCGAUGGGUUACCUACGCAAAGGACGAAUUUGCGGCCCUAAGCUCUUUCUUAAGGAGCAAGAACACUCAAACGAGUUUCAUUUGAACAAUUCUCAUUUUAUAUACAUAAAAUAUAUAACUGAAAAUGUUUGCUGUAUAGCUUAGUUAGCAAUUAAGUGGCCUGAUUAUUAUUAUAUUAUUAUUUUUAUUAUUAAAUUGUAAAGAAUAAUGAGAAUUUGACAUUGUGGACUGUACAUCCUACAGUAUUAACUGCAGAAAGCAGUUUCCUAAUGGAAACAUAAGUCUUAUGUAGCGGUUCUGAACGUGUACCUGAACAUGUACGCCCUAGGGCAUACUUGAAGCCCGACAUAUUCCAAUCAUUUUCAGGGUGAAGUCGAAAGGGCCAGGAAAAUUCUAAAUAACUUUUCCUGUGCACUGAGUAAAUAACAUUUUGUCAGAUUUCAUGCUUUCUCAUCGGGUGACUAUGAAGAAUAUUGUCUUCUGGGAUUGAUCGCCGUGUAGUCUGGUAGAAGUUCACCGAUAUUUGGCUGGAGAAUACUACCCCCACCUCGUUCUAAAUGUCGAAAGAUAAGAAAUUGGACAGCAGGCAGCCCGAAGUUUAUUGCUUGUUCUGUAUAUUUCUUGUCCCUAAAGAUGGAAGCAGUAUGUUCCUCCGGGACGUCGGUAUACUUACACGAGGCUAGACGGUGUCACAUCCCAGAAGACAGGAAAGGAAAUCUCUGCAGCUUAUCAGGUUCAUAAAUGAUUACAUCUGGGAAGAAUGAAAAGCGUGGGGUACAGGCAUAGGUUCAGAAGCGCUACUUCAUGUGGGACAUCUGCAGCAACGUACUCCGCAGUGUGUGCCAGCUAUCGUACCAAGCUAAAUGUCUCUUUCUUGUAGUGGACAAAGUGUAUAAAUGUUUCAUAAUCGCAGUUAAAAGAAAAAUGUAAUAGUUAUCAUCACGCACGUAUAUUCAGGAUAAUUCUGUAUCUUAUAUUAACAGCGGAGUAAACGGGAAUUGUAUACAUAUUACGUUAAAUGUAACACUGAGAAAUUUCCAGUGAUUAUAAAUUGAGUGUCUGUAUGUGAACACGUGACCUGUACAUUUUAAUAACUUAUAUGAAGUCAACAUAACACUUGCUAAUCCUACAUGUUCCAAGCGCCGGAACUUUUAGAAUUUUACAAACUUUGUUAAGGCCCGGGAUAGCGUAGUCGGUAUAGCGACUGGCUACGGUCUGGACGACCGAAGGGUUGGAGUUCGAGUCUCA
Messenger RNA from Cryptotermes secundus, 5664 nucleotides. Its product is annotated as sodium-dependent serotonin transporter. The coding region runs from base 185 to 1960 and encodes 591 amino acids. The transcript is spliced from 13 exons. Lineage: Eukaryota; Metazoa; Arthropoda; Insecta; Blattodea; Kalotermitidae. Gene Ontology annotation, biological process: sodium ion transmembrane transport; serotonin uptake. Gene Ontology annotation, molecular function: serotonin binding; serotonin:sodium:chloride symporter activity. The record is from RefSeq and is a predicted model, not a curated record. Gene Ontology annotation, cellular component: neuron projection; membrane.